GGCUUGCUGCUCAGCCUGUGGUGCUGACUACACUCCCUCUGUCUCUCUCCCUCUUCUCUCACUCUGUCGCUCCCUCGCUUUGCUUCCUCACACAGUCUCUCGUGCCCUCAUUCCUCCACACUCCUGCAGACAUGGCUGAGGCUUUCGUUGGCACAUGGAACCUCAAGGAGAGCGAUAAAUUUGAUGAAUACAUGAAGGAGCUGGGUGUGGGCUUUGCUACACGUAAGGUGGGCGUCAUGACCAAGCCUACCACCAUCAUCUCAGUGGAUGGUGACAUGGUGACGUUGAAGACCCAGAGCACAUUUAAGAACACAGAGCUCACAUUCAAACUGGGAGAGGAGUUUGACGAGACCACCGCUGAUGACAGGAAGGUUAAGUCCUUUGUAUCAAUAGACAAUGGGAAGAUGGUGCACGUACAGAAAUGGGACGACAAAGAGACCACACUGGUCAGGGAAGUCAAAGACAAGGUCCUCACACUGACGCUUACAAUGGGAGAUGUCGUUUGCACGCGUUCCUACGAGAAGGCAGAGUAAACCCCCCAACACCGAGUACCCGCAAGGUCUACUUGCAUCAGCUAAAGCCCUGCACCCCAAACUCGUUAGCAACCCCUCGUAUGGCUGCUGCAGAUUCCCCUCAAUGUCCCGUCAUACGCUCAAUAUUAACAUUACUGCUGACUGUGACCUCCCCUUUCUCGCUGUCCUUCUCUUUAUACUGUUGUUCCUUCUACUGUAAGAAACACUGAAUAAAUUCCAAUGAUUUGUUGUCGUUUUCUUUCUCUAAAAUUCCAGGUCUGCAAUUUUUUUUUUUAAAGAAAAUGUGUUAUGCAUGGGGCCUAUGAUAAACCUGGAAAAGUGUUUGAAUUUUAAAGUUUGCCUUUUGCGACCUGAAAAAUAAAGUGUCUACACUGUUAAACUGGUAAAA
Siniperca chuatsi (mandarin fish) is the source of this 921-nucleotide messenger RNA. It is a transcript of the gene fabp3, whose product is annotated as fatty acid binding protein 3, muscle and heart. Lineage: Eukaryota; Metazoa; Chordata; Actinopteri; Centrarchiformes; Sinipercidae. Bases 132 to 533 code for a protein of 133 amino acids. The transcript is spliced from 4 exons. Gene Ontology annotation, cellular component: nucleus; cytosol. Gene Ontology annotation, molecular function: fatty acid binding. Gene Ontology annotation, biological process: fatty acid transport. The record is from RefSeq and is a predicted model, not a curated record.